GAGAGUUUUCGCACGUGGAUCGUAGUUUCGCAUCGGUCACAGGCGUGAUGGAGACAGCUCCCAAGCCGGGCAGGGGUGUCCCACCCAAGGAAGACAAACCCCAGGCCAAGAGGAAGAAACCGCGGCGAUACUGGGAGGAGGAGACCACUCCCGCCUCUCCGGGGCCGCUUCGGAAGAAGGCCAGGACUCGGGAGCCGCGACCCCCGAGGUCACAGAGCGUGCACAGCGCCAAGAAGUCUCGGUUCUACCAGAAGCCCCAGACCCCGAAGAGCGCCACAGACCGGAAGAAGAAGCCGCCGCGGACCCUGUCUGGGGCCCAGGACCCGUUCCCAGGACCCGCCCCCGCGCCCGUGGAGGGGGCCCAGAAGUUCUGUCGUAUUGACAAGUCCAAAGCGCUCCCACAUUCGAAGCCUAAAACCCGGAGCAAACUUGAGGCGGCUGAAGCACAGGAGGAAGAGGCGAGCGUCAGAGCUGCCCGCGCUGAGCUGCUGCUUACUGAGGAACCUGGGUUCCUGGAGGGAGAAGAUGGGGAAGACACAGCAAAAAUACUGCAGACAGACAUCGUGGAGGCUGUGGACAUUGCAAGUGCUGCCAAGCACUUUGACCUGAAUCUGAGGCAGUUUGGACCCUAUAGACUGAACUACUCUCGAACAGGGAGACACCUGGCAUUAGGGGGUCGUCGGGGUCACGUGGCCGCCCUUGACUGGGUGACGAAGAAGCUCAUGUGUGAGAUCAACGUCAUGGAAGCAGUGCAGGAUGUCCACUUCCUCCAUUCUGAGGCUCUGCUCGCUGUGGCUCAGAGCCGCUGGCUUUAUAUCUACGACAACCAGGGUAUUGAGCUCCAUUGCAUCCGCCGCUGUGACCGAGUAACUCGGCUCCAAUUCCUCCCAUUCCACUUCCUCCUGGCCACCUGUUCAGAGACAGGGUUUCUGACCUACCUGGAUGUAUCAGUGGGAAAGAUUGUGACAGCUCUCAAUGCCCGGGCUGGACGGCUCAGCAUCAUGGCACAGAACCCGUAUAAUGCUGUCAUCCACCUUGGACACAGUAACGGCACUGUGUCUUUGUGGAGUCCAGCUGUGAAGGAGCCACUGGCAAAAAUUCUGUGUCACCGUGGUGCGGUGCGGGCUGUGGCAGUGGAUUCUACAGGCACAUACAUGGCCACUUCUGGCCUGGACCACCAGCUGAAAAUCUUUGACUUGCGAGGGACAUUUCAACCCCUGAGUGCCCGGACCCUCCCCCAGGGAGCAGGACAUCUGGCCUUUUCCCAGCGGGGACUAUUAGUUGCAGGAAUGGGUGAUGUGGUCAACAUAUGGGCAGGGCAGGGCAAGGCCAGCUCACCCUCUCUGGAACAGCCCUACCUCACCCACCGACUCUCAGGCCAAGUGCAUGGACUCCAGUUCUGCCCCUUUGAAGACGUGUUGGGGGUGGGGCACAGUGGAGGUGUCACCAGCAUGCUGGUCCCUGGGUCCGCUGAGCCCAACUUUGAUGGUUUAGAGAAUAACCCAUAUAGGAGCCGGAAGCAGCGCCAGGAAUGGGAGGUGAAGGCCCUGUUGGAAAAGGUACCUGCAGAGCUCAUUUGUUUGGACCCCCGAGCUCUGGCAGAGGUAGAUGUGGUGUCUCUAGAGCAGCAGAAGAAGGAGCGGAUAGAGAGACUGGGCUAUGACCCUGAUGCCAAGACUGCCUUUCAACCCAAGGCAAAGCAGAAGGGCCGAAGCUCCACAGCCAGCCUGGUGAAGAGGAAGGGGAAGGUCAUGGACCAGGAACACAGGGACAAAGUCAGGCAGAGCCUUGAGCAGCAGCAGCAGCAGCAGCAGCAGCAAGAGACUGCCAAGCCCACUGGAGCCCGCCCAUCUGCACUGGAUAGAUUUGUAAGAUGAGCCAGAGACAGCAGUCGCCAAUAUGGCCCAUAGGGAUCAGAUGGGCAAAGGUGCCAAACCUGAGUUCAAUUCCCAGAAGACACAUGCCAGAAGAGAACCAGUCACACAAGUUGUCUUUCAGCUUUCUGUGGACAUGUGGACCAGUGCAUAUUCAUUCAGGGUGCCAUGCAGUGCAUACAACACACACACACACACACACACAC
Phodopus roborovskii (desert hamster) is the source of this 2080-nucleotide messenger RNA. RefSeq names its product WD repeat domain 46 (gene Wdr46). Gene Ontology annotation, molecular function: protein binding. NCBI's taxonomy places the organism in Eukaryota, Metazoa, Chordata, Mammalia, Rodentia, Cricetidae. Gene Ontology annotation, biological process: maturation of SSU-rRNA from tricistronic rRNA transcript (SSU-rRNA, 5.8S rRNA, LSU-rRNA). The record is from RefSeq and is a predicted model, not a curated record. The transcript is spliced from 15 exons. Gene Ontology annotation, cellular component: nucleolus; small-subunit processome; 90S preribosome. The coding region runs from base 48 to 1877 and encodes 609 amino acids.